CAAGCGUCUAGCUUCAUAAACGAGGGCCGUGGGUGUGCUGGUCGAACGCUGAUAUAUCCGUCCACUGAUUGACCGCCGAUCAUGUAAUCAUGUUUCAUGCUUCUUCCUGAAUCCAAAAACCUCGGCCACCUCAAGCAAGCCCACGCCCACAUCCUCAAACACUUCCCCUCUUUCCAAUGCUCAUCGUUUCAUCUCCUCCAUCCCCUCCUCUCCUCCUACGCCUGCGCUCAUCUCCGCUCCGCCCUGAACCUCCUGGCUCUCCUCCCCCACCCCACGCCCUUCCUCUUCAACUCUCUCAUCCGUUCUCUCUCCGUCUCCAACCACCCUCACCACUCGGUCGUGCUUUUCCGCCAAAUGCUCCACCUAGGGCCCCGCCCGAACAACUUCACCUAUCCCUUUCUCGUCAAGUCCUGCACCGCGGCCUUGAGCUUCCGGUGUGGAGUAAUGGUGCAUACUCAUGUUGUUAGAUCUGGGCUUGAGAUUGAUCCGUAUAUCCAGAGUGCGUUGAUUUGUAUGUAUGCAGGUUGUAAGGAUGUUGAUUCCGCACGGAAGGUGUUCGAUGGAUGCUCUGAUUGGCAGACUGUUUGUUGGAACUCGAUGCUUGAUGGGUAUGUGAAAUUAGGAGAAAUAGGUCAGGCGAGAGUGUUGUUUGACAGGAUGGGAUGCAAAGAUGUUAUUUCUUGGAAUACUAUGAUAAAUGGAUUGGCGAUUCUUGGUGAGUUAGAUGAUGCGCAAGAGUUGUUUUCUCAAAUGCCUGACAGAAAUGUGGUGUCUUGGAAUUCUAUGCUUGCUGGCCAUGUCAAGUGUGGGGAUGUUCAGGGUGCGUGUAAAGUUUUUAAGGAAAUGCCUCAACGAGAUAUUGUGUCAUGGAACACAAUGUUGGCGUGUUAUGCGCAAAGUGGUCAUUCUAGUCAAGCACUUAAGCUUUUUGAUAGGAUGAAAAGUGUGGGCAUGAAGCCAACUGAUGCGACCAUUGUGAGCUUAUUGUCGGCUUGUGCUCAUUUAGGAGCAUUGGAUCAAGGGAGGCGGCUCCAUGACUACAUUGAUGGGAAUAAUAUUGAGCUCAGUACUAUUCUUGCUACUGCACUUGUCGACAUGUAUGCGAAAUGUGGGAGCUUUGCUCAGGCUUGGCAAAUCUUUCAUGGCAUUGAGCAAAAGGAUUUACUAGCAUGGAAUACUAUGAUGGCGGGUAUGGCCAUGCAUGGGUAUGCUGAAGAUGCACUUCGGCUUUUUUGUGAGAUGACUGAGAAUGGUACCAUGCCAGAUGAUAUAACGUUUGUUGUCAUACUUAGUGCUUGUAGUCAUGCUGGUAUGGUCAAAGAGGGCCGCUGCCUUCUUAAUUCCAUGAAGGAAAAAUAUGGAAUUGACCCAAAGCUUGAGCAUUAUGGAUGUGUCAUUGAUCUUCUAGCCCGCUCAGGAUUGUUGGAGGAGGCUAUGGAGCUCACCAGGGCAAUGCCCAUGGAACCCAAUGCCCCUGCAUGGGGUGCAUUGCUUGGUGGAUGCAGGAUCCAUGAGAACAUCAAGAUAGCUGAAGAUGUUGGAAAACGCCUUCUGAACAUUCAGCCAAGUCACAGUGGUCGAUAUGUUCUGCUUUCCAACAUUUAUGCUACUGUUAAUAGAUGGGAAGAUGCUAGAAAUGUCAGAAGCAUGAUGAUUGCUAAUGGAGUCGCUAAAAUACCAGGCUUGAGCAUGAUAGAAUUGAAGGGAGCCGUGCACCAAUUUGUUGCUGGUGACCAGUCUCAUCCUGAGACACAGAAAAUCUACUCGAAGCUUGCUGAAAUAUUUGACAGAUUGAAGGUUGAAGCUGGGUAUUUACCAGACACAAAGCAGGUCCUACUUGAUAUCGAGGAAGAGGAGAAGGAAAAUGCUCUGUUCUUCCAUAGUGAGAAAUUAGCAAUUGCUAUUGGUCUCUUGUACACUAGUCCAGAUGAGACCAUUAGAGUGGUGAAGAACCUUCGGGUGUGCAGAGACUGCCACCAUGUAAUGAAGAUUAUAUCUAAGGUGUAUUGUAGAGAAAUUAUAAUGAGGGAUAGGAACCGUUUCCACCAUUUUAUCCGUGGUGCUUGCUCUUGUAAGGGCUAUUGGUAGUUUGAUAUGGCAGAUGACUAAACUGGGAAUAGAAUCAAGUAAUAUGCUUGAAGUAUUGCAAGGCCUCAUGUUUAGGAAUUCUUUAGAGUCGGUCCUUGGAAAAAUCUAUCCUGAAAAACAUAUGGGGAAGUCUACGAUUCACAAACUUGGUGGCUUACCUUUUGGUUAUUGGUUCUGUUGUCCUUUGUGAGGCUAUUAUUUAGCAUCAACCAGCAUCUUGGCUUGCUGAUUUUUGCAAUAUCAGUCUUCGGAACAUUGAGCAUCAUUAUUGCACUGCUUACGGAAAGAUUAGUUGUUAUUGCAAGUUUCAAGCAUCUGUUUCAGAGUCGUGUGUGCCAAUUCAUGUCACGACAAGUCAACCCCAAAGACAAUGUGAAAAUAGCCACCCUUUAACAGCCACACCGCUGUUGGUUUUUAGGAAAGAUCAAUUUUAAUUCAUUUUGUGAACACAAGCUCUAUAUGCCCAUUAUGAUAUUGAAUAUUUGGCAAUUCAAAUAUAUUAUUCAC
Messenger RNA from Dioscorea cayenensis subsp. rotundata (Guinea yam), 2595 nucleotides. Its product is annotated as pentatricopeptide repeat-containing protein At1g08070, chloroplastic-like. Gene Ontology annotation, biological process: RNA modification. Gene Ontology annotation, molecular function: protein binding; zinc ion binding; RNA binding. The coding region runs from base 97 to 2088 and encodes 663 amino acids. The transcript is spliced from 2 exons. Lineage: Eukaryota; Viridiplantae; Streptophyta; Magnoliopsida; Dioscoreales; Dioscoreaceae. The record is from RefSeq and is a predicted model, not a curated record.